Molecule: messenger RNA, 339 nt
Organism: Didymosphaeria variabile
Lineage: Eukaryota; Fungi; Ascomycota; Dothideomycetes; Pleosporales; Didymosphaeriaceae
Exons: 2
Coding region: 1-339 (112 amino acids)
Source: RefSeq, a predicted model, not a curated record
AUGCCCAAGCACGGCUUCGAAUUCGGCCACUCCGACAACAUUCCAAACAGCACAAACAUGACAUCAAACACCACCUCCGCUGCCGACUCUCUCGGCCAGAAGAAAGACACAAACGCUAUCCCUCAGGAGAAUCCCUCAAUCAUCUCCUCUGCCGGCGCAAUCGGCAAGCAAUUCAACCCAGACGGUGCCAUCGGCCAAAUUGGCGAGAAGAUUGGUGGCCCGCUGAGUAGCCAGGGUGCUAUCGGCAGUCAGUUUGAUGCGAGUAAAGAUGGGAUUGCGGGACAUGUCGAAAGAGCGGUUGAUGGACCAAGGAAUCCGGCGGGCAGCGGGUCGAAGUAA